AUGAGAAGUGGUGAUUUUAUGUUUCUUCUUUUUGUUGUAAUCUUGUUGAACUCUCCCUUUGCCAGAGCAACACCAAUUGAGGCUUCAAAGGCCAUUUUCAAAACCAUUAAGCAAAAGGAGGCAAAAGUAUCACCUUUUGCAGCAACACCACCCACUCAUCAUCAGGCCUUUUGUACAAACUUUAGGCUUUCUGAGUUACAUUUGAAAUUUUACAUUGUGAUCAAUUUCGCUGACUUUUAUGUCUUUUGUUGCGUUUCGGGCCGGGUGGAAAUUGUUGGAUACAAGUAUGCUAUGAUUCAGUUAAAGGCACCAACAACUGGAACGAUCAAUGGAGCACAUGGAACCCUAAAUGUCUGGAACCCGGUUGUCAACCCAUUGGGCCAAAGCAUUUCUCAGAUAUGGAUCGUAGCAGGAGAUGAUACUAAUCUCAAUACAAUAGAGGCCGGUUGGCGGGUAAAUCCUUCCGACGGUCACAGUCAACCAAGGCUUUUCGUAUACUGGACAAGAGAUAAUUACAAGUCCACGGGUUGCUAUGACCUAAAUUGUCCCGGAUUUGUGCAAACACACAAGGAAUUUGUUGUUGGUGCAUAUUUGGAUAGCUUCUCGGUUUAUGGCGGAAAUCAAAGAGAGAUUACUCUUAAUAUACAAAAGGACCUUACAUCAGGAGAUUGGUGGUUGAGAAUCGGUGAUGUAGUUAUGGGAUAUUGGCCGGCUUCGCUAUUCACAAGCAUGGCGAAAAGUGGUGGUGAUAUAGUAGCGUGGGGCGGGGAGGUGGCGGAUUUCACGGCACAAGAUAACCACACUAUUACACAAAUGGGCAGUGGACAUUUCUCUAGUGAAGGGUUUCAAAAAUCAAGUUAUAUUCGUGACAUAAAGUAUAUUGGUAAAUUUUUCACUGAUAUUCAUCCUGUUCAACAAGAUUUUGACGUCCGUACAACAUUGCCAACAUGUUAUAAUUCUAAUUUUGACGUCCAUAAUUCUGAGCUUAGAUUCUUUUUCGGUGGUCCUGGAUGUCAAACACCAUAA
Molecule: messenger RNA, 1026 nt
Organism: Spinacia oleracea (spinach)
Lineage: Eukaryota; Viridiplantae; Streptophyta; Magnoliopsida; Caryophyllales; Amaranthaceae
Exons: 6
Coding region: 1-1026 (341 amino acids)
Source: RefSeq, a predicted model, not a curated record